Messenger RNA from Sinocyclocheilus anshuiensis, 412 nucleotides. RefSeq names its product HLA class I histocompatibility antigen, B-49 alpha chain-like. Gene Ontology annotation, biological process: immune response. The record is from RefSeq and is a predicted model, not a curated record. The transcript has 2 exons. NCBI's taxonomy places the organism in Eukaryota, Metazoa, Chordata, Actinopteri, Cypriniformes, Cyprinidae. Gene Ontology annotation, cellular component: external side of plasma membrane. The annotation marks the transcript as partial.
CCCAGACAGGACUGGAUGAAGGAGUUUGAAUCUACAGACACGUGGAAAGAAGACACUGAGAUCAGACAACAAGUACAGCAGAUCUACAAAAACAAUAUUCAUGUUCUAAUAGAGCGAUUCAAUCAGUCACAUGGUGUUCAUACGUAUCAGAGGAUGUAUGGAUGUGAUUGGGAUGAUCAGACUGGAGCUUCAGAAGGGUUUGAUCAGUACGGUUAUGAUGGAGAGGAUUAUGUCGCACUAGACGUGAAGGAGCUCAGAUACAUGACAGCUGUACCACAGGGAUUCAUAACAAUGGCCAAGUGGAAUAAUGACAGGCACCAGCUUGAAUUUCUACGACAAUACUAUGGACAUGAUUGCGUUUACUGGUUAAAACAUUUCUUGCCUUUGAGGAAAGUGGAUUUAGAGAGAAGAG